AUGUCUUUGAACAUGCCACAAACGAUUCAACUUUUUUUCCACGGGUUUUACACAGUGCUAGUAAUAUUGUUGGCGGCAGUUCUGUGGAAAAUAACGGAACAAUUUAAUUCACCAACUCAGACGGUAUCAAUUAUUGAAGUGAGACCAACACAGAGACAUCUGACGCUUGUGGAUAUGAAAUCGCUUUACAUAGAAGUCUAUGAAAUAAAAUUGAUUAUCGAACAGGCAUUUAAGGCGGCAUUGAUUUAUUCCCUUUUGCAAUCUUUCCAUUCCCUGAUUGCCGAGUCGUAUUUCAUUUUCUAUGGAAUACUUUAUUCGAAAAAUAUUCCAACAUAUCUCAUAUUUAACUGUGCUGAGUGGAUUUUAUGCCAAGGAAUCAAAGUGUACUCCAUAUCUUAUUCCGGAAAUUUGUUGAAAAAUGCGGUAAGGGAACAUUCACGCAUUCAUUUUGCAUCAAGAUUUGCCGAAGUUUUGUUAGCUCUACCUACAGAAGGACAGAAUAUUCGAUGGUUUAUGGAGGUUCAAAACCUUUCUACAUUAUUAAAAUAUCACUCUUUAGAUAUUAAUUUGUAUGGAUUUUUUUCGUUGGAUGCUACACUUUUGUUUAACGUAUUAGCUUCAGCAUUGACGUACUUAAUUAUUUUGGCACAGUUUGCAGAAUAG
Pieris rapae (cabbage white) is the source of this 663-nucleotide messenger RNA. It is a transcript of the gene Gr2a, whose product is annotated as putative gustatory receptor 2a. Gene Ontology annotation, biological process: sensory perception of taste. Bases 1 to 663 code for a protein of 220 amino acids. The transcript has 4 exons. NCBI's taxonomy places the organism in Eukaryota, Metazoa, Arthropoda, Insecta, Lepidoptera, Pieridae. The record is from RefSeq and is a predicted model, not a curated record. Gene Ontology annotation, cellular component: membrane.